This is a messenger RNA of Cyprinodon variegatus (sheepshead minnow), 2273 nucleotides long. RefSeq names its product N-acylsphingosine amidohydrolase (non-lysosomal ceramidase) 2 (gene asah2). Gene Ontology annotation, molecular function: N-acylsphingosine amidohydrolase activity. Gene Ontology annotation, cellular component: extracellular region. The record is from RefSeq and is a predicted model, not a curated record. Lineage: Eukaryota; Metazoa; Chordata; Actinopteri; Cyprinodontiformes; Cyprinodontidae. The transcript has 20 exons. The coding region runs from base 1 to 2196 and encodes 731 amino acids. Gene Ontology annotation, biological process: ceramide catabolic process; sphingosine biosynthetic process; long-chain fatty acid biosynthetic process.
AUGGCAGGCAAGAAGUGUUGUAGACUUUCUGCCCUUCAGAUGGUGCUGAUCGUUCUGCUCGUCAUUGUGACAGCUGUCUGUGUGGCACUGGCUGCAGUGUUGAUUGUCAAGACAAACAAAAAAGAAACCAAUCCUCAGGGUACACCUUACCUGAUAGGCGUCGGCCGAGCAGACUGCACAGGACCACCAGCUGAAAUCCCUCUGAUGGGUUAUGCAAACUCUCAGCAGAAAGCUGCAGGGAUACACACCCGUCUUUACAGUCGAGCUUUCAUCAUCGAUGAUGGGAGUCAGAGAGUUGUAUUCGUCACCGUAGAUGUGGGGAUGAUUUCUCAGAGGCUAAGACUGGAGGUUCUAAAGGCUUUGAAGGAGAAGUAUGGUGACUUGUACAGACAUGAUAACGUGGUCCUGAGUGGGACACACACCCAUUGUGGACCAGCAGGUUAUUUCCAGUACACCCUUUUUAUGCUUGCCGGUAAUGGAUAUAUCAAGGCAUCCAUUGAGCCACUGGUCAGCGGCAUCGUAAAGAGCAUUGACAUUGCCCACAGUAAGAUGAAGCCAGGCAGGAUUUACAGAAACAAAGGAGAGAUAUACGACAGCAGUCUGAACAGAAGUCCUCACUCCUAUCUGAACAACCCAGAAAAAGAAAGAAGCAGGUACAAGGCAAACACAGACAAGCAGGUGUUGGUGCUGAAGUUCACAGAUCUGGAUGGCGAUGGGAUCGGUAUGAUCAGCUGGUUUGCUGUACAUGCUGUCAGCAUGAACUACACCAAUCGCAUGGUGAGCAGUGAUAAUAUGGGUUAUGCUUCCUACCUACUGGAGAGUGACAAGAACCCUGGAGAGCUACCUGGACAGGGAGGUUUUGUUGCUGGUUUCUCCUCCAGUAACCUUGGUGAUGUCAGUCCAAACACCAGAGGACCUUAUUGUGUGAACACUGGGCUUCCCUGUGACUAUCUUAAUAGUUCUUGUCCUAUCGGAGGGACUAAAAUGUGUCAGUCGUUUGGGCCAGGAGCAGACAUGUUUGACAGCACACAGAUUAUUGGUCACAACAUCUACAUGAAGGCUAAAGAGCUGUAUGCGAACGCAGUUGACGAGGUCACUGGUCCAGUUCGGUUUGCUCAUCAGUGGGUCAACAUGACAGACGUGACUGUUAAGAUCAAUGACACGCACACGGUCAGUACAUGUAAACCAGCUAUGGGUCACAGUUUUGCUGCAGGAACAAUAGAUGGAGGAGGAGACUUGAAUUUCACUCAAGGUGCUGUUGAGGGAGACCCAUUCUGGGAUGGGAUUAGGGAUGCUCUGCUGGGCCCACCAUCAAACGAGACACAGAAAUGUCAUCAUCCCAAACCAAUUCUGAUCAGCACAGGCGAGAUGAACUGGCCCCUUCCAUGGCAUCCUCAGAUUGUGGAUGUUCAGAUCAUCGUCAUCGGAUCUGUAGCAGUUCUAGCUGUCCCUGGAGAAAUGACCACUAUGUCAGGGAGGCGUCUUCGAGAAGCUGUCAAAGAGGAGCUGAAGUCUUCAAGUACUUUCAAAAACACAGAGGUGGUGAUUGCUGGACUUAGUAACAUCUACACUCACUAUAUAACCACCUACGAGGAGUACCAGGUGCAGCGUUAUGAAGGAGCAUCCACCAUCUAUGGCCCACACACGCUCACUGCUUACCUGCACAAGUUCCGUGAACUAGCCAAAGCCAUCGUCCAGGACAGAGUGUCAGAGUUGCCAGUUGGUCCUGAGCCUCCCUUCUUUACAAACGUUUUUAGUUUAAUGGGUACAGCAGCGGCGGACGGGAAACCUGAAAACACCAGCUUUGGAGAGGUUCUGGAGCAGGUUCUUCCACUCUAUAGACAGGGAGAUGUUGUCUCAGUCACAUUUGUUGCAGGAAAUCCUCGGCAUUCAGGAGACAUUAGAGAUAAAACAUUUGUCACCGUGGAAAUUUAUGAUAAUAGAACAGAAACCUGGGAGGUUGUUUACAAUGAUGCAUCAUGGGAGACCAGGUUUCACUGGCUGAAGGGUUCAAAUCGAGAGAGUAACGCCACAGUAGAAUGGCACAUCCCCCAAUCAGCUCCUACUGGCUUCUACAGGAUCAGACACUUUGGGCAUUACAAAGAGCUGCAAGGCCUGAAACCCAUCAUCACACCAUAUGAAGGCUCAUCCGAUGUCUUCACAGUCACGUCCAACUAUUAUUACUCAGAUAACUGACUUGUUCACAACCACAAUUCCACAUCAUAGGAGAACCAAUCGCCUCGUGGAGCCUCUAUAAAACUUUCAGAUUUAUU